Molecule: messenger RNA, 2700 nt
Organism: Athalia rosae (coleseed sawfly)
Lineage: Eukaryota; Metazoa; Arthropoda; Insecta; Hymenoptera; Athaliidae
Product: ADAMTS-like protein 4
Exons: 14
Coding region: 546-2519 (657 amino acids)
Biological process (GO): extracellular matrix organization
Cellular component (GO): extracellular matrix
Molecular function (GO): metalloendopeptidase activity
Source: RefSeq, a predicted model, not a curated record
ACGUGCGCUUCUCUCCGCUGUGUUGGGUGUCGGCAACUUUUGUAUAAUAAAAUUUAUACAUGCCUAGCUAAAAAAAAUUAAUUUCCCUCGCGACUUUCUUCCCUUCGUGAUUUCUUCAUCAUUAUCAUUCGAUAAAAACGCACUGAAACAUAAAAAAUAAAUAAAUAAACAACCAGCUUGUACGGUUCAAAUUAUUUUAAUUGCAGUCUGUACUUAGUGCGAAUUGGAUAAUGACCUCCUGUAUAUACACAUGUAUAUGAAAAUUAUUUAUUGAACGGCAUAACUAUGAUAAACCCGCCUGAUAAUAAUACAUUUUAAAUUAUCGAUACAGCCGUACGUAUACGUGUAUACGCUGAAAGACGUUCGAUUUUCAAUCAUGUUUAAAUAAAAAUAUCGCAGAGAUUUUUCAAACGACAGUAAUAAAAACAUCAACGAUAAUCAUCCCGUGAUUGUGUGAAGUUUAAUAUUUUUUUCUUCCGACAUGAAUAAAGCCUAAAUAUCUCUACGGACGAGAAUAUAAUUUAUUCAUUGAUUAAACCGUAUAUAUGUGUACAGGUAACUUUAUCGCAAUGCAUCGAGGACAAGUUUUCACGUUUUUGCCAUUAAUUUCGAUAUUCCUUCUUCUACUUCUACAUCGGUGUAGGGGACAUCUCGUAGAUGGUGUUUUUACCGAACCUACGUUAAAAUCUGGUUACAAUCUGGUCACCACCGUGCCGAAAGGAGCAAAAUCGUUGAACGUUACCGAGUUGGGUAACACGAGCAAUAUUCUAGCCGUUAGACUACAAGGUCGCAAAUUUUUGCUGAAUGGAAACGACGCGGCGUUAAGGUCAGGGUCGGUGGAAGCUGCGGGUACGAUUUUCACCUACAUUCGACAGGAUUCGAAUCAUCUGGAAAGCCUUGCCGCGGAAGGACCAUUGCAAGAACCGGUCGACAUCCUGGUUUUUUACAGGGAACCAAAUCCCGGGAUAGUCUACAGGUAUAUCAUGACGAGUGAUCAUUCAACGUUUGCAGCAGGACCUCCUCGUAAUUCGAGAUACAAAGCAGCUACGAGUAAAACAUCGAAAAUUUUUCCACCGUUGAAUUACUCCAGAAGAAGAGAUCAUUCGCAAGGAAGACAUCGAAUGUCGGGUGACGAGGCCAAGCCAGCAGUGCUAACUAAUCAACCUCAACGUAAAUUGAGAAGACGAAGAUUUGCUUGGAAAAGUUUCGGUCUUACUGACUGUAAUAGAUUUUGUGGCGGUGGUGUUCAAGUAACCCGAUUCGUUUGCGUCCGUGAACAAUCGCAGAUUCAAGUUUCCGAAAAAAGGUGUCAUCAUCUGGAAAAGCCAGUUGGACAAUCGGUCAGAUGCAACACUCGUCCAUGUCCUGCAAAAUGGAGGGCCGGUGCAUGGAGCGAAUGUUCGGUCAGCUGCGGCGGCGGAUUUCGUACACGUGAAUUAGAAUGCGUUCAAGAAGUAACGCCAGUUUUAACGAUGCGUGUAGCUGACGGAGCUUGCAUAGAACCGAAUAUUUUACCGGUCAAAGAAGCUUGCGUUAAUUCACCGUGCGACGAUAAAAAACGUUCGAAAAUCCAGUCGACGAAAGAGACGGUAGAUCUGAACCCCGGGACAAAUCGAGCGGAAUGGAAGACCGAGACGUGGUCAGAGUGCUCGACUUCCUGCGGUCCAGGAAUAAGGAAAAGGGUAGUUUUCUGCUCUCCAAAUAUAAAUGGGCGUAAUUGUAUUCCGGCUGAAAAACCGCCGACAGAAGAAUCCUGCGAUUUGGGAACUUGCGCCGUUAAAACUUUACCAACAACAACCGUUAAUUCGAAUGCAAUUACCGCAGCCAACAGCAGAUGGUUGUACACGGAAUGGUCACGUCAGUGCUCGGCGGACUGCGGGACGGGAAUUCAAUGGCGAAGAGUAGCUUGUGGUUCAUCCCCAAGCGAUACGUGCGACGAGUCGAGUAAACCGAAAAUAAGCAGGGAAUGUACCGCAGAUGCAAGUUGCAGCGGGCAUUGGUUCGCCGGUCCGUGGACUCGGUGUUCGUCUGCGUGCGAGAUCGGCGAACAGACUAGAGAAGUUGUUUGCAUAGCGAAGAUUCACGGUAGUCCUCGUUUGGCAUUGGAAAUGAAUUGUCCGGCGGAGAAACCGGAAGUCAAAAGACACUGCAGAGGACCACCUUGUUCCGCUGCUUGGUUCACUUCGGAUUGGUCCGAAUGCACUCGGUCGUGCGGCAAGGGUGUGCAGCAAAGAGAAGUUAAAUGUAUAGGUGGGAACGGGCGGGAUUGCGUGGAAUCCGAUCGACCGAUUGUAAAAAGAUUGUGCAACGAACAGCCCUGCAAAAAUCAACAGGACAAUUAUGGGACUAUUCAGAUUCAAAAUGACCCGGAGAUAUCGAACCGCCUCGACGAAAACUCCGAGUGCAAAGACACCAACUUCAAUUGUCCCCUUGUGGUUCAGGCUAGACUCUGCAAUUACAAUAUCUACAGAAAAACGUGCUGCCUUUCGUGCUCCAAGGCACGUCAAGUCAAUGAAUAAAACUCGUCGUUAAGUAUGAACAUAUACGAACAAAUAGAUUACGUAGAAACAAUAUCUAAAAAAAGAACAAUGACAGCGAAUCUCUAUGAAUAAUUAAUGUGGUAGGAUAACUUGCACAUAUACUUGUAUGAAAUUGACGAUGAAAAAAAAAAAAAAAAAAUGGAGGACUAUUUCCCGGCGA